This is a messenger RNA of Octopus bimaculoides (California two-spot octopus), 3210 nucleotides long. Its product is annotated as protein slit. Gene Ontology annotation, cellular component: plasma membrane. Lineage: Eukaryota; Metazoa; Mollusca; Cephalopoda; Octopoda; Octopodidae. Gene Ontology annotation, molecular function: protein binding; calcium ion binding. The record is from RefSeq and is a predicted model, not a curated record.
UCCUCGUUCUGGGUUUGAGCAGUGUGUUGUGUGUGUGUGUGUUGUGUGUGUGUGGGUAUUAUUAGUCAGCGUCGCGGACAACAGAGCAACAAGAAGAAGAAGAAGAAGACGAAGAAGACGAAGACGAAGAAGAAGAAGAAGAAGAAGGAGUAAGACAAGGCAGGAGGGAGGAGUGCUUCUCGCUUCAGCUCCGCUUUCUCCUGUCAAAACAUUUGUGUGUGUUGUCAGUAGUUUUUUCACCUUCGGAGCCGACAGAUGAUCGACCAGCUCCUGAAACACACAGCAACAACAACAACAACAACAACAACAAUAAUAAUAACAACACAGCAACAACAACAGCAACUGCAGCAGCAACAGUUACACAUUUUACAAUACCAUCUACAACAACGCUAACAAACAAUAACAACACCGAAAAAUUCACACACACACACACACACACAAAAAAUCCCCCAGCAUCGCUAACUCCACCAACAAACUACAACACUAACAUCGCCACUAAUAACAGCAACCACCGCAACAACAACAGCAACAACAACAACAAUAACAAUUGCUACACCUUAAAACCCAUCGACAAUUCCAAUAUUGGCAAUCGCAAAAGCAACAACAACUACAACAACAUCGGUCACACCGACAACAACGAUGACGAAUGCGACGAUGGUUAGGAUGACAAUAACUAGUAAAACACCUGAAAAAACAACUUCGUGUUUUAUGCCCUCUUCACGUGGUACUACUACUACUACUACUACAACUACUACUACUACUACUACUACUACUACUACUAAUACUAAUAAUAAUAUUACUACAACUGCAACGGAUAAUACUACUGUUACUACUAUUGCUACUCCUUUGUCUGCUUCCGUCAUAUCGCCCCUCAUUUCAACUUCAGUCACCGUACCCAUCCCUUCACACGCGUUGUCGUCGUCGUCGUCAUCGCCAACGCCGUCAUCUUCAUUACCGUUAUCACCACCGUCACCGCCGCCAUCAUUACCAUCACCAGCUUCAUCGUCGUCGUCGUCGUCGUCGUCGUUGUCAUCGUCAUCGUCAGCACUACAACCACCACCACUAUCAACAUCAAUAUUAUCGACACGGGAUCAACUAGUUACUACGAAAAACAACAACAACAACAACAACAACAACAACAAUGCAAUGAUGUCGUCGAUGACUGGAAUUAAACCUUCGUUCUCUGGGGCCUCCUCGCUCUCUGGCCCAACUUCCUCCGGUGGUCGCCACUUUGUUUGUCACCCGUCGGCACUGCGCUUUUUACUAGUGUUCACGUUAACCUUGGCUUUACCACAGGUCGAUGCCCGCUACGGACUGGCCAUGAGAAUGUACAACGGUUUCAGCACGGGCCGCAAUUGUCCGACCAGUUGUUCAUGUAUUGGAACCACUGUGGACUGUAGCUUUCGGAAUCUGCAAUAUGUACCGAGUGAUAUACCCAAGGACACAAAGAGAUUGGAUCUUAAGGGCAACAACAUUACCAUUAUACGUCGGACUGACUUCGAAGGAUUGAGUAACCUACAAGUGUUACAGCUACCGGAAAACAGGAUUACCAAAAUUGAGAAGGAAGCUUUCCGCGACCUCUUCGCCAUGGAGAGAUUACGUUUGAACUAUAACCAGAUAACGGAGAUUCCAGAUAUGCUGUUCGCCAACAUGCCGAAACUUUACCGACUGUAAGUGUAAAAUGAUUUUUUUAAUUUUUUACUUUACUCCCAAUAUACAAACGGAUGUGCCAUGUCUGUGUGUGUGCGUGUGUAUGUCUGCGUGUGUGUGUGUACGUGUAUGUGUGUGUGUGUGUGUGUGUUUGUUUGUGUGAGUGUGUUUACAUAUGUAUGCGUGAACAACAAUGUAGUAAAGAUGAUAAGUAUUGCAUAUGUAGCUUACACCGAAAGAAAUUUCAUUGGUAUUUUAUGAGAACGACCUACACAUGUUACGAUUAAGUACAUUCGAAGUUAUCUCCCUUCGUUUGAUGGGAAAUAUAAAAUGUACCCUAUUUGGGGGCAUGGGAGACUCUGCAUCGAGGAAGACGCACCCUGGUUUUGGAAAUGUAGUUCUUGGAAAUUUUCUCUUUCUGUUAACCAAAGCUCUGUCCACACAAUUGGACUGUGCCUGGCGAGCACACGCUAAAUGCUUGUAAUAAGACAAAAUUGGCGGACUGUCCUGUUUCUAUGUUCUUUGGGAUAAUGUACUACCUCAAGUCUAAAUACAAUAUUAUAUCUGAGGUCGACUUUGCUUUUCAUCAUUUCGGGGUUGAUGAAUUAAGUACCAGUUGCGUACUGGGGACGAUCUAAUCUACUGGCCUCCUCCUCCACAAACGUUUUAGGCUUUGUGCUUAGAGUAGAAAAAAAAACAGAAUUUGCAAGACUGAAAAUGGCUUGUGAAACCAGUGAGAGCUUUGUAGCGAAUGAGUAAAACUUUAGACAUUCGAGUGUGGAGAAAAAAACAAACUAUUAUUCAGAUGAGAAACUAAAUUUUCAUAAUUUCUCAAUAGAUGGCGCUACAGCACCACUCCUAUUAAAGCAAACAGCAUGACAGUGGUAGUUUAGUUGCAGUAGACUUUUUAAAAGCUAUUCUUUAUUGACCGUGUAAUUACAAUUAUAUUUAUAUCAACAAUCUUAGUUAAAUCAAAUGUUUUAUAGUAUAGAAAAAUUAUUUGAAAAUUUUAAAUAAUGCAAUAACAGUCUUUGUAAGCGGCUGAUUUCAACAACUUCUAAACUAGCGUUCUGGAAGACGUAUGAUAAUUUUCAAGGUAUUUUUCAUAAAAAAGAAAAAUUGGGUUGUCCUCCAUACUGCAAAAUACGGUAAUAUUUGUCAUUGACUGAUAUUGUUGGGUUUUUUUCCUCUUUGCAUUUAUAUUCAGUUUUUGUAUUGUUUUAUUUUGCUUUGAUUUUUUUGUUGGUGGGGUGGCAGGUUUUAAUGGACUGUACAUGAAAUAUGUUAAUAAUAACAUAAAUACUUUUUUUGUUUUGUUGUUGUUUUUUGUUUGUAUUGAUGGGUUGAUUAAGUUAAAUGUUUAUGAUCCUACGACGACAAAUGUCCACUGUUGUAUAUUUCCGUACUGAUUUUCUUAUCGUUAUUUCAUUCGGCAAAUAUUGUGAAGAUUAUGAUAUAUUUCAAGAGGUCAAAAUACGAUCGAAUCCUAUUCCAGGUUUUCUCUCUUUGUGUGCCGGAGAAAAUUAAAACAAUUAUAAUACCAGAUAUUCAGCCGUAAUU